AUGUCUCAGACCGUCGUCCUCAAAGUUGGUAUGUCAUGCCAAGGUUGCGUUGGUGCCGUCAAUAGAGUUUUGGGCAAAAUGGAAGGAGUUGAGUCAUUUGACAUUGAUAUAAAGGAGCAAAAGGUGACAGUGAAAGGCAACGUUGAGCCUGAAGCAGUGUUUCAAACAGUUUCAAAGACUGGAAAGAAGACUGCUUACUGGCCUGUGGAGGCUGCGGCUGAGCCCAAAGCAGAGGCUGAGCCUAAGGCUGAGACCGAGGCUAAACCCGAGGCUGAGACCAAGACCGAGGUUGCUAAGGUUGAUGUUGAACCAAAACUCGCAGAAGCCGAGACUAAGCCAUCAAAUGCUUAA
Molecule: messenger RNA, 351 nt
Organism: Microthlaspi erraticum
Lineage: Eukaryota; Viridiplantae; Streptophyta; Magnoliopsida; Brassicales; Brassicaceae
Source: the annotation of a GenBank genome assembly